Salvia miltiorrhiza (redroot sage) is the source of this 567-nucleotide messenger RNA. RefSeq lists its product as uncharacterized. The coding region runs from base 1 to 567 and encodes 188 amino acids. NCBI's taxonomy places the organism in Eukaryota, Viridiplantae, Streptophyta, Magnoliopsida, Lamiales, Lamiaceae. The transcript has a single exon. The record is from RefSeq and is a predicted model, not a curated record.
AUGAAGAAAAAAUUCAUGGAAUUCAAAAUAGAACAGAUUUCUCGAGAAGAGAACACCCGGGCAGAUUUAUUGGCACGAGUUGCCAGUGCAGUGGAACAAACGUGGAGUGAUGAGAUUACGCUGCUCUGUGACUACAGAGAAAUGGGGACUUCCCAGGUUCUUGCGGUGGAAAUUCGGGAUUAUUGGCGGACUCCAAUUAUACACUUUCUUAAGACAGGGGAGCGACUGAACAAAGAAUCCAAUCAGAGGGCUCGAUACAAGAAUUAUUGCUUGAUCAAUGAGCAACUCUACAAACCUUCCUUCACACAUCCCUUACUUAAAUGUUUAUCACCUGAGGAGGCUAACUUUGCUUUGACAGAAAUUCAUGCAGGUUGUUGUGGUGGGCACACGGGAUUCAGGGAUCUCAUACGAAAAACCAUUCGGGCAGGGUUCUAUUGGCCAACCAUCACCAAGGAUGCCAGAGAAUUCAUUUGUAAAUGCGAAGCUUGUCAGAGACAUGCCGGAAAAAUCAACGUUCCAGGGGAGACAAUGGGAAUAAUGUAUGCUGCUUGCCCAUUUGAUAAAUGA